GGCUGUAAUUAAUUGAUUAAUACUAAAAUCACCUCACAGCACAGAGAUGCCAGAUCGUCCGCGAAGCAGAGGAAUAUUAGCGCGUGUUUCAAAUCAGAAUUGGGGUAAUGUUCCGGCAAGGCGACGAAUUCCCAAUGAGCUGUCGUCUCUCGACAAGUUUUGUUUUUGGGUCUUUCUCUCUCCCCAAUUUGAAUUCACCACGGCGCAACAUUCUUGCGAUUCUCCUUCGUCGCCUUCUCUCUCCUUCCGCAGGUUUCCUUCAACCUCUCUUUUGCGAUUUGAUCAAAGCAAUCAGAUAACGUGGACGGAGCUUGAACGAGACAGAUAGAUUGUUUUGGGGGCGAGAUAGAUUCUCAUUCUUUGCUGUAAAGAGACAGAAAUGGUGUCGGACAAUGAGAAGGGUUUGGUAUUAGCUGUGGCGUCCACUGUAUUCGUUGGAUCGAGCUUCAUCUUGAAGAAGAAAGGUCUCAAGCGUGCUGCUGCUAAUGGCACCCGAGCUGGGAUUGGAGGAUAUACAUAUUUGUUAGAGCCACUCUGGUGGGUAGGCUUGGUGACAAUGACUUUUGGAGAAAUUGCAAACUUUGUGGCUUACGUUUAUGCACCGGCUGUACUAGUCACCCCUCUCGGUGCAUUAAGUAUAAUCAUCAGUGCUGUUUUGGCACAUUUCUUAUUAAACGAAAAACUUAGGAAAAUGGGGGUUUGGGGAUGUGUUUGCUGCAUCGUGGGAUCAGUUAUGAUCGUCAUACAUGCACCUCAGGAGCACACUCCAAAUUCUGUUGAAGAAAUCUGGAAACUAGCAAUGCAACCAGCUUUUCUAAUCUACGUAGCCACAUCAAUGUCGAUUGUACUGGCUUUGGUUCUCUACUGUGAACCUCUCUGCGGCCAAACAAACAUUCUUGUUUAUAUCGGAAUCUGUUCAUUGAUGGGUUCUCUCACAGUUAUGAGCAUAAAGGCCGUGGGGAUUGCGAUAAAGUUAACAUUGGAGGGGAUAAACCAGAUCUGGUAUGCAGAGACUUGGUUUUUUGUCAUGGUUGCAGCAGUCUGUGUCGUUAUGCAGAUGAUAUACCUGAACAAGACCGUCGGAUCAAAACCUACAAAAGUCAAUUAUAUAAAGGGCGGUGGUGUGCUUCUGAGGGUUCUAGACAACGAGAGCCAUUCAUUCACCCAAAGAAGAAGAAGCAGAGAAGAAGAAGAAGAAGCGAAGGAACAACAAUCAAUCAUGGCGGCUGCUGUAUCAUCUGUUUGGGCAAAGCCUGGUGCUUGGGCUCUGGAUGCGGAGGAACACGAAGCCGAGCUCCAGCAACAAGCCCUUCCUUCCUCCAAACAGGGCAACAACUCCUCCUCCGACUUUCCCUCCUUGGCCGCUGCGGCGACCACCAAAUCCAAGAAGAAGAAGGCCCAAACCUUAUCACUCGCCGAAUUCGCUUCCUACAGCUCUGUCAAGGCGGCACCGGCUCCGCAGACGGAGCGGCUCACUCAGGCUGAGCUCGUCUCCCUCCCCACCGGUCCCCGCGAGCGCUCCGCCGAGGAGCUCGACAGAUCUAAGGGUUUCCGGAGCUAUGGAAGGGAUGACUCGAGGUGGGGUCCGUCUAGGGUUUCGGAAGACGGGGAAAGGAGAGGCACUAGGGACAGGGAUUCCGGUCCGUCGCGUGCGGAUGAGACUGAUAACUGGGCCGCCGGGAAGAAGCCCCAAUCCGUUGGAUUCGACAGGAGAGAGAGAGGCGGCGGAUUCUUCGAAUCUCAGUCUCAGUCCAAGGCUGAUGAAGUCGAUAGCUGGGUCUCGACUAAGCCUUCGGAGCCCCGGAGAGUCGUCGGUAGCGGUGAUAGAUUCGAGAAAAGGGGAAGUUUCGAAUCCUUGUCCAGAAACCGGGAUUCGCAAUACAGCGGCGGCUCUGAUUCGGACAGCUGGGGGAGGAGAAGAGAAGAGACCGGGGGAGCAGCACCUCCGAGCGGCGGAUCAAGGCCGAGAUUGGUGUUACAGCCCCGUACGCUUCCCGUGGCCGCCGUUGUGGAGGUGAAGCCGGAAAGCCCGGUGAAGGCCGCUGUAGAGAAGCCUAAAGGUGCGAACCCUUUCGGGAACGCCAGGCCUAGGGAGGAGGUUUUGGCUGAGAAAGGCCAAGAUUGGAAGGAGAUUGAGGAGAAGCUGGAGGCUGUCAAGUUAAAGGACGUUGCGGCGGCCAUUGAGAAGCCUGAUGCGAGGUCUCCGGGGAAGAUGGGGUUUGGUCUUGGCAAUGCCCAUAAGGACGAUCGUACUGAAAGAAGUUGGAGGAAAAGCUCUGAGCAAUCUGAGGAGGGAGCAGCUGUAGAAGAGCCUAUUAAGGAUGAGGCUAACGAGGAAGCGGCUAACAAGGAAGAGGCUCACGAGGAAGCCUCUAACAAGGAAGAGGCUGAGAACAAAAACUAAAAAGAGUCGUGAGUUAUUUCUAUGAGAAAAGUUGAGUCCUCGAGGUUUAUUUAGCCUAUGAGAAUUUGUGUUGUUAAAUUUGGAUGGUGAUAAGUUUGUGUGUGGAACUCGAUAGAAAAUUUUGGUAGGGUCUUUACAAUCUCUCUCUGAGUCUUCUUUGCAUACUUGUGUCGCAGCUUUUUAGGGUUUUGGGUGUCUUUCUUUGAGUUGUACAAUUUGUUAUUCGUUUCAUGAGUUAUUGUUUUUUUUUCUCGAGUUGAGAGCUUAUUCUUUGUUAUUCGAAUGUACUGUUUCUUUGUGAUUGGAGCGUCGACACAUCGUUACAG
Messenger RNA from Thlaspi arvense, 2730 nucleotides. The record is from the annotation of a GenBank genome assembly. NCBI's taxonomy places the organism in Eukaryota, Viridiplantae, Streptophyta, Magnoliopsida, Brassicales, Brassicaceae.